Molecule: messenger RNA, 1029 nt
Organism: Arctia plantaginis
Lineage: Eukaryota; Metazoa; Arthropoda; Insecta; Lepidoptera; Erebidae
Source: the annotation of a GenBank genome assembly
AUGGAUGCGCUUACGUGGUUGUCCCUCGGCCUGCAGUUGGCGGCGCUGUGUUCCAUAGUUGGGGCACUGCUGCUGUAUCUGCUACGCAAAGUUAGGGUGGCAGAAGUCCUUCCUGUGGACAGCGCCAAAACAGUACUCGUCACUUCUGUUGAUACCGCGCUUGGAUUACAAAUUGCAACGUACCUCAGCGGUCGCGGAUGGCGGGUGAUGGCCGGCUGCCGGUCCGGUGGCCUCGGCGCAAGACUAGCAGACUCCUGGCUGCAAGCACAUAUCGCAAGCACACCUGAAGAUGAGCCACAGCCAAGGCUCGUCACCCUUGAGCUGGAUGUGGCUAGGGAAGAUUUGCUAGAAGAAGCCGCUCGCACUACUGCUCAGCAUUUGCCAGCUGGAGAACAUGGAAUCUGGGCAGUAAUUAAUACAGCCGGCAGUAGUGGACGCGGUGGAGCAUCAAGCUGGGAAGGCACCUUACGUGGUAAUGUGCUCGGGGCACUGAGGGUCGCGCGCACUUUCUCACCCAUGUUAGCUGCCGCUGCUGCUGAUCACCCUAAUGCUGGCAGGCUGUUUUAUAUAGGUUUAACCUCAGACACAGCCUGCGAGAGCUUGUCGCGCCUUGAAGCGGGUGAUUCUGGCGAGCUAAGUGCGGGUGUAGCGGCCGCCCGAUGGGGUGUGUGGGGUGCUGCGCGAGCACUUCGAACCGGACUUAGAUCGAAGAGACUGCACGUGGUGUUGUUACACGCGCCGGACCUUUCUGCCAAUGAAAUCUACUCGCCUCCCAUGCUGCUGCAGCCUCCGAGUCAACCCGCAAGUCGUCCCGAAACCCCAAGUUCAGAAGUAAGCACGGGAACAGCGACCUGCGCUGUCACGAUGCCAGGCGAAGCAGCCGAAUACAGUGCCAAAGUCCUCCCAACCUCCGCACUCAAAGUUUUGGAAGACGCUCUUACAACACCCUCUCCAAAAGACGCCUACUAUUUAAAGGUCAAGCAGGACUCCUGGUUUACCAGAAUGCCUUCAUUAAGAGUUUCGCAUUGA